UGUAUUUUAUUUAACUAUAAAAUAAUAUUGGCGAAAUUCUCGUUCUGAAUUUACCGGACGUCAGUGUUCAUCAUGGCAGCUCCCCAUUCAGAAACAUUGCACUUUGAACUGACGGUUCCGUUUCCGUCGAACCGCCUGGCCCAGAUCGCUCACGGGUCCCUGUCGCCGGAUGCAGAACCGAGGAAAGGGGGGAUCAGCAAAGAGCUCCGGGUAACCGACAACAACCUCAACGUGUUCUGGUGCGCUGAAGAGGCCCGGAUCCUGCGUGUGUCGGUUGGCUCCUUCCUGGAUCACCUGGCGCUGGUUCUGGAAACCAUGCAGGCGUUCGGACCUUCUGAGACCCAAUAGAACUGAACCGCACCACAGCGGGGAACACACUGUGACCUUAACACAUAGGGCUGGGAAUCAGACUCCCGCUGCACAGCAGUGUGAACCAUUCCUGGUUUUACUAGGAGUUUAAUAAUCAGACACACCUGAGCUUGUUACCUAGACACACUGGGGGCUGAUCAAGCUGGUAGUAAAACCUGGACUGGAUCACACUGCUGUGCAAUGGGAGUCUGAUUCCCAUCCCUGGGUCAGGCUUGUUAAAUGAUCUUGAAGAGAUAUUUCAAGCUAAGGCUGUACCAGCGAUGUAUUGUGUAUUUAGGGUUGACUCUCUGUGUGGGUUCUGUGUUUGGUUGUUUGAAAAUAAAUGUUACUGAAAUCA
Acipenser ruthenus (sterlet) is the source of this 706-nucleotide messenger RNA. Its product is annotated as EKC/KEOPS complex subunit LAGE3. The transcript is spliced from 3 exons. The coding region runs from base 73 to 348 and encodes 91 amino acids. Gene Ontology annotation, cellular component: EKC/KEOPS complex. The record is from RefSeq and is a predicted model, not a curated record. NCBI's taxonomy places the organism in Eukaryota, Metazoa, Chordata, Actinopteri, Acipenseriformes, Acipenseridae.